Messenger RNA from Loxodonta africana (African savanna elephant), 495 nucleotides. It is a transcript of the gene RPLP2, whose product is annotated as ribosomal protein lateral stalk subunit P2. Gene Ontology annotation, biological process: cytoplasmic translational elongation. NCBI's taxonomy places the organism in Eukaryota, Metazoa, Chordata, Mammalia, Proboscidea, Elephantidae. The record is from RefSeq and is a predicted model, not a curated record. Gene Ontology annotation, cellular component: ribosome; cytosolic large ribosomal subunit. Gene Ontology annotation, molecular function: structural constituent of ribosome. Bases 111 to 458 code for a protein of 115 amino acids. The transcript has 5 exons.
UCCUAGGGGUUUCUGGGUAGCGGUUUAGUCCCGCCCCUGCGGCAGCGCCUUCCUUUCCUUUCCUGACGCCGCCGAGGUCGCACGCGCGAGGCCUGUCCGCCGCCGCCGAGAUGCGCUACGUCGCCUCCUACCUGCUGGCCGCCCUCGGGGGCAAUUCCUCCCCCAGCGCCAAGGACAUCAAGAAAAUCCUGGACAGCGUGGGCAUCGAGGCCGACGACGAGCGGCUCAACAAGGUCAUUAGUGAGCUGAAUGGGAAAAACAUCGAAGACGUCAUUGCCCAGGGCAUUGGCAAGCUUGCCAGCGUGCCUGCCGGUGGUGCUGUGGCUGUCUCUGCUGCCCCCAGCUCAGCAGCUCCUGCUGCCGGCUCCGCCCCAGUUGCAGCAGAGGAAAAGAAGGAGGAGAAGAAGGAAGAGUCUGAAGAGUCAGACGACGACAUGGGAUUUGGCUUAUUCGAUUAAACCCCCGCUUCCUGCAAAUAAAGCCUUUUUACAUAUC